Molecule: messenger RNA, 975 nt
Organism: Hypanus sabinus (Atlantic stingray)
Lineage: Eukaryota; Metazoa; Chordata; Chondrichthyes; Myliobatiformes; Dasyatidae
Product: neuropeptides capa receptor-like
Exons: 2
Coding region: 1-975 (324 amino acids)
Biological process (GO): G protein-coupled receptor signaling pathway
Cellular component (GO): membrane
Molecular function (GO): G protein-coupled receptor activity
Source: RefSeq, a predicted model, not a curated record
AUGGAAAAGACGUUGAAAACGUUUGACAGUUUUCAGAGAAUAUUCUAUAUAAUUAUCUCUGUUGUUGGAGUUCCUGUGAAUUUGGUGGCGAUCGCGAUCCUCUCCCGGGGAAAGUGCGGCCUCUCCACCUGCACCACCCGCUACCUGGUUGUCAUGGCAGCGGCGGACCUGCUGGCUGUCGUCACCGCCGUCAUCCUGAGGCGGAUCAGCUUUUAUUUCUCCGGGACUUUCCUGGACAUCUAUCCGUACUGCAGCGUUAUAUUUGUCCUCAUGUGCGCCACCAGAGACUGUUCCGUCUGGUUCACCGUCACCUUCACCUUCGAUCGGUUCGUCCUCAUUUGUUGCCAGAAGCUGAAAACCAGAUAUUGCACGGGGAAAACUGCGGCUGUAGUUCUGGCGACAACAGGCGCUUUGCUCUGUUUGAAAAACGUCCCGUUUUAUGUCACCUCUGAACCCAGGGUGAUCAUUGACAACGUGCCCUGGUUCUGUGACAGAAAGCCGGCGUAUUAUAAGGAUCCGGGGUGGGUGGAAUAUAGUCGGUUUGAUAAGGUCGUCGUCCCGUUGCUCCCUUUCGUUGUAAUCAUACUCUUCAAUAUCCUGACAGUCAGGCACAUUUUACUGGCCAGUCGUGUCCGUAAGGCGCUGAGGCGACAGGGAAAGGGGGAGAAUCAGAGUGACCCGGAGAUGGAGAGCAGGAGAAGGUCAGUGAUCUUACUGUUCACCAUAUCCGGCAGCUUCAUCCUUCUGUGGUUGACGACUCUGAUUGAUUACCUAUAUUAUAACGUUUCGGGAAGAAAUCCCAACUAUUACAACCCUGCAGAAUAUAUCUUCCGCCAGGUUGGGUAUAUACUGCAGAACGUCAGCCUUUGUACAAACACCUUCAUUUACGGCGUGACUCAGGCCAAGUUCAGACAGGAGUUUGUGAACGCUGUGAAAUACCCGGUCAACGCUCUCAUCCGGAUUAUUAACAAAUAA